This is a messenger RNA of Hordeum vulgare subsp. vulgare (domesticated barley), 2662 nucleotides long. RefSeq names its product ras-related protein RABA4b-like. The record is from RefSeq and is a predicted model, not a curated record. The transcript is spliced from 2 exons. The coding region runs from base 257 to 568 and encodes 103 amino acids. NCBI's taxonomy places the organism in Eukaryota, Viridiplantae, Streptophyta, Magnoliopsida, Poales, Poaceae. Gene Ontology annotation, cellular component: endosome. Gene Ontology annotation, molecular function: GTPase activity; GTP binding.
AAACCCUAGAUCACAACCUCAGAUCCCCCCAUCGUACCCUUGCUCUCCCCGCCGCUCCCACCCAUCACGUCGCCACCUCCCUCCCCUUCCUCUGCGAGCACAGCCGCCGGCCCAACCACAACACCACCCUGGCCUCCACCCCUUCACCGACGAGUACGCUCUCUUCCUUGUCAGUCCAGUAACAUAAACAGAGCGGAGUAGAGGUCUUGCUUACCGGAGAAGAGAUCCCAAGGAAGGCAAGGCAACGUAGAGGGGAAUGGCGGGCGGUCGCGGCGGCGGGGGGCGGAGCGGGCGGAGGGAGGAGUACGACUACCUAUUCAAGGUGGUGCUGAUCGGCGACUCCGGGGUGGGCAAAUCCAACCUGCUCUCCCGCUUCACCCGCAACGAGUUCUGCCUCGAGUUCAAGUCCACCAUCAGCAUCGAGUUCCCCACCGUCCACCACAACAAAGCAACGGGAAGAUUCGUUCCUCCCCCACACCGCGGGUCGGAAGUGCACCGGGACGGGGACUACCACCGCGCGGUGCACGCGUGGAUCUAUUGCGAGAGCACCGGGGAGCUGCUGCUGUAGCGCCGCGCCGACUGCGAGGACUUGUGGCCCAGCCAGUGGGACUUUCCUGCGCCGGCCAACUUGUUUUUCCCUAGGUAAUCCAUCGAGUACCCAUUCCAUUUGUUCCGGGUGCUUAGAGCCUGUACGAUUCCUCCCUGUAAUACCACAAGGAGUUUCAUUCUGGUGGUAUUCAAAGAAAUAUAUGAUAUACAGAUAUGAGUGAGAGAUCGCUUUGUGUUUAUCUUCUUGGCUGUCAACAGUUUUCUUCACUGUCUCAACUCAAGAGAACUGCGCUGAACUUACUUGUGCCUUUGUUUAUUUAGUUUGUUCAGUGUUCCCCCCGAAAAAAAGAAAGACCUACACUGGGCAUGCUAGAAUAACAUAAAUAAGUACAUAGGAAUCAGAAUAAAUUCCUGGAGCAAAUAGUUCUAGUCCUAUUGCAGGAGUGCUUGAGCAAUACAUCUUACUAACUACGUCAUUCUGUUGUCCAUUUCGCUUGACUGAUCACAGACCUAAGAGAAGUGGCCCUAUUACUCUGGCCAAACUCCUGUUUCAGUGUCUACCUGGCUUCUAGCAUCUUGUGUGGCCAAUAGGUGAGUACUUUAUGUGCUACUGUUCCGCACGCAGCGCUACAGGUGAGUACUUUACAUGCUACUUUACCUGACUUCUAGCAUCUUGUCCAUCAGUGCUGCAGGAGUGUUUCUAGCAGGUGAGUACUUUACGUGCUACUGUUCCGCACGCACGCGCACACCCUCACCUGUGUCCGUGUUGCUGCUUGCUCGCCCACAGCCCCUCCAUAGCCGCAUCCCACCUUGUCGUGGAACCAUGCGAGAGCAGUCAUCGUUGUAGCCGUCUGUUGCACUAGACCGAGCCUGGUCAGUUAUGUCCAGCCACACCUUGUGUAGCACGAGCAGCCUGCAGCGAGAUGGUAGAGAAAGGUGCGUUGUUCUCUCAAUUUUUCAACAGUUUUGUCAGGUUUAGAACAGGUUUCGCUCAAGUAGCGCAAUGCCUGGGAGAGGGUAGCAACCGUACGUGUAGCACUAUCGCUAGAGCUCUUGCCUGUUUCCCCCGCGGCCAGGGAUCAAUUGCCGAGGGUGCAUAUUUUUUUUCUUUCAUCCGCAUAUGUCGCUCUAGAGGUGACUGCCAUUUUGAGUCGAUCCCCUGUGGUUCCUAAGUUGCUUGAGCCCCAGCAUAAUGCCGGGUAGACCGCAGUUCGAUCCCCUCCAGGCCACAUUUUUUUGCUAUUACUUUUGUUUUCUUGCAUCAUAGGAGCCAGCUCCACCACAAUUCUGCUAAGUCCCCUCUAGUGUUUGUUUUACAUCAUCUAGCAUAUUUCAUAUUGGCAUAACUUUUAUUCAAAGCAUCAUAUGGGUUUGUGGUGUGUACUAAUUAUAUGCUACAUCGUGUGGGAUAUCUGCCGGUGUCAUUUAUGACCAUGUUAAAUCUAUCAGCAUGUUUGUAUUGUUGUUUGAAAAGUGCAUCACGAUGUAGAUGGUCAUAACCUAUUAAAAUAUUGCACUUUGCUCAUGUAUAGUUGCUGUUACAACCCUUCUUUGCAAAUGCUUCCUCUAUGAAACUUGGCUAAAAUAUGGUGUAGAUUCAUAAUAUGACAGCCUCUCACAUGACGGUGAAAGACAACCUCCUGGUAGCGCUCUAAUUUUGGUGUUGCGUUGAUUCACAUGCUAUCGCUGCUGCGCCCGUGGCUUGAUGUGUCGUGAUGUUUAUUUGUGUAGGUUUUGUUUGAUGAUAUGUUUACAUUAUAACCAUAAUCCUGGUGGUUUGAUGAUACUAUUUAUGUACAUUUCUUCUGCUGUCAAUUCUUGCUUAUAAGUUAUUGGAUCCCUCAUUGGCCACAGUUUGAUGUUCUUUACACAUUCUUAUUCUUAUAUGUUCAUUCAUAUUUUUUGCACAGGUGAAGUGCGAAUCCAAGUCCGAAGCUAUGAAGCAUAUCAACAAAGAGUAGCAUAUUAUCUGUUGUAAUUGUAGGCAGUACUAGGCUUUUUUGGGUUGUAGUAUAUUGUAACGAUUCUAGUAGACUAAUGUAGUCUUGUUUUGGAUGAAUUUCAUUUGAUCUUUGGAUUGUUUGAAAUAAUGAUUGUGUAUGUGAUUUGAAUA